Molecule: messenger RNA, 1251 nt
Organism: Oryzias melastigma (Indian medaka)
Lineage: Eukaryota; Metazoa; Chordata; Actinopteri; Beloniformes; Adrianichthyidae
Gene: aldob
Product: aldolase b, fructose-bisphosphate
Exons: 9
Coding region: 131-1225 (364 amino acids)
Biological process (GO): fructose 1,6-bisphosphate metabolic process; glycolytic process
Cellular component (GO): cytosol
Molecular function (GO): fructose-1-phosphate aldolase activity; fructose-bisphosphate aldolase activity
Source: RefSeq, a predicted model, not a curated record
CUCUGUCCCGAGUAGGCGCUAUAAAGGCGGCGCGUUACCGAACAUCUGCCUUCUUCAUCUUUCCUGUCUGGAAGCUGUGCAGCUCCGUGUGUCACUCCACGUGUCCUCGUUGAAAAAAACAACUCUCAAGAUGACCCAUCAGUAUACAUACCUGUCUCCAGAGAAGAAGAAGGAGCUCUCUGACAUUGCUCAGAGAAUCGUUGCUUCAGGAAAGGGAAUCCUGGCUGCAGAUGAAUCAACAGGAACCAUGGCUAAACGCCUGCAGAACAUCAAGGUGGAGAACACAGAGGAGAACCGCCGCUGCUUCCGUGACAUCCUUUUCUCCAGCGAUCCGUCGAUCGCCAACAACAUUGGUGGGGUCAUUUUCUUCCACGAGACCCUCUACCAGAAGGCAGACAACGGCAAGCUUUUCCCUCAGGUCAUCAAGGAGAAAGGCAUUGUUGUUGGUAUCAAGGUGGACAAAGGCACAGCUGAACUUGGCGGAACUAAUGGAGAGACAACCACUCAGGGUCUUGAUGGUCUGUCGGAGCGAUGCGCCCAGUACAAGAAAGACGGCUGCGACUUUGCUAAGUGGAGGUGUGUGCUGAAGAUCUCCAAUGGCUGCCCGUCAGCUCUCGCCAUUGCAGAGAACGCCAACGUCCUCGCCAGAUACGCGAGUAUCUGCCAACAGAACGGUCUGGUGCCCAUCGUGGAGCCAGAGAUCCUGCCUGAUGGUGACCACGACCUGCAGAAGUGCCAGUAUGUGACAGAAAAGGUCCUGGCUGCCACCUACAAGGCUCUGUCAGACCAUCACGUGUACUUGGAGGGCACUCUGCUGAAGCCCAACAUGGUCACAGCUGGACACGCCUGCUCUAAGAAAUACACCCCUCAAGAGGUUGCCAUGGCUACGGUGACUGCUCUGAGGCGCACUGUUCCCGCCUCAGUCCCCGGCAUCUGCUUCCUGUCUGGAGGCCAGAGUGAGGAGGAGGCCUCUGUUAACCUGAACGCCAUCAACCAGGUGCCCCUCCAUCGCCCGUGGAAGCUGACCUUCUCCUACGGCCGUGCGCUCCAGGCGUCUGCUCUUGCAGCCUGGGAGGGAAAAGCAGCCAACAAGAAGGCCGCACGGGAUGCUUUCUGCCUCCGGGCCAAGAUCAAUAGCCUGGCUUCCAAAGGAGAGUACAAGCCUUCAGGUGCAGCCGACCAGUCGUCCAUGCAGUCUCUCCACACUUCCAACUACGUCUAUUAAACCCAGUGAACACUUGUAAAAAAAAA